AUGUCGAUCUCCCAUCUACGCAAACUUGCUAAAAAAUCACUGAUUCCCCGAUCUCUCGUCUGCCUAACCACCGCAUCUCCCUUCUCCACCUUCCCCAACUUGCCAACCUCCGCCUACUACGACGAUCUGUCCAACACUGCCCGACAUAAGAGAGACUUCUCCAAGCUUCGUUACCUCCUCAACAAGCGAGUGAGAGACCACUGCUUCAACACCACCAGCACCUUCAAAUUCAUAACCAACUCCGAAACUUCUCUCUCAAACCUCGCCGACCUCAUCCAAACCCUAGCUCGCCUCGACAAUGGGUUCCCUCGCAAGAGCGCGUUUGACGCACUCAUCGCCGUCCCUGCAAGCUCAACCGGCUGUCUAACGAGAAAGAAGAAUAUGGAACGCUCGUGGAGCCUGAUAGAGAUAAUGGCAGAGCUUGGGAUUUCGCCGGAUAGAACGACGCUUAAUUAUUUGUCAACGGCGUAUCGUUUCAAAGGGGAUUUAACGGCUGCAAGCGGAGUUGUGAAGAGGAUUGAAGAGGAGGGGCUGGGUGUGGGCUCGCGUGCUUAUGACGUGCCUGUGUUGGACGCGUGUAAGAAGGGUAAAGUGGAAGGGGCGUUGGUGGUGAUGGAGUGCCGGUGUUGUAUUCGACACGUGAUCAACGCGCUGUUGAAGCAAGGGUACCAUGAUCAGGCAGUUAAAUUUGUUAUGGUUUGUGGAGGGAAAGAGGAGGGUUUGGAUAGCGAGAAUUUUAGGAUUUUGGGGAGUAAGUUGAUUGAGUUUGAGAGGUUUAAAGAAGCUAAGUUGGUUUUGGAGGAAAUGUAA
Messenger RNA from Populus trichocarpa (black cottonwood), 810 nucleotides. RefSeq names its product pentatricopeptide repeat-containing protein At3g56030, mitochondrial. NCBI's taxonomy places the organism in Eukaryota, Viridiplantae, Streptophyta, Magnoliopsida, Malpighiales, Salicaceae. Bases 1 to 810 code for a protein of 269 amino acids. The record is from RefSeq and is a predicted model, not a curated record. Gene Ontology annotation, molecular function: protein binding. The transcript has 2 exons.